This is a messenger RNA of Rangifer tarandus platyrhynchus (Svalbard reindeer), 1290 nucleotides long. Lineage: Eukaryota; Metazoa; Chordata; Mammalia; Artiodactyla; Cervidae. The record is from the annotation of a GenBank genome assembly.
AUGUCGUCCGGGGAUGCGGAGUGCGCGGGGCGACAGGGCGCCCCGCGUGCGGCUGCCGCGCUUUGCGGCCUGUACCACGAGGCGGGGCAGCGGCUGAGGCGCCUGCAAGACCAGCUGGCGGCCCGGGACGCCCUCAUCGCGCGCCUCCGCGCCCGGCUCGCCGCGCUCGAGGGGGACACGGCACCGUCGCUCGUGGACGCGCUGCUGGAGCAGGUGGCGCGCUUCCGGGAGCAGCUGCGGCAGCGGGACGGCGGCGCCGCGGAGGCCGCGCUGCGCCAGGAAAUUGAGAGACUCUCGGAGCAGCUGGAGGAGAAGGAGCGGGAGGCACAGCAGCUCCUGAGCCAGCCGGGGCUCGAGCGGGAGAAGGAGGUGGCCCUGCUGCGGAGGAGUGUGGCGGAGAAGGAGCGGGCCCGGGCCGCCAGCCACGUCCUGUGUCGCUCCCUGGCCGACGAGACCCACCAGCUGCGGCGGACCCUGGCCGCCACGGCCCACAUGUGCCAGCAUCUGGCCAAGUGUCUGGAUGAACGCCAGGGGGCACCGGGGGCCGCGGGGGAGCAGAGCCCUGAGCCCGAGUGUGCAGACGGGGACGCCUCUGUGCACGCGGUGGUUGAGAAGUUACGGGAGGAGAACCGGGUGCUGAGGCAGAAGGUGACUCACGUGGAGGACCUUAACGCGAGGUGGCAGCGCUACGACGCCAGCAGGGACGAAUACGUGAGGGGGCUCCACGCACAGCUGAAGGGCCUGCAGGCCACCCCGGAGCCCGAGCUGAUGCGGAAGGAGGUCUCCCGGCUCAACGCGCAGUUGGAGGAGAAGAUGGAUGACUGCGCGGAGGCGCGGCGGGAGCUGGCGGCAGCGAAGAGCGCGAGGGACGCGGCGCUGGAGCGCGUGCAGAUGCUGGAGCAGCAGAUCCUCGCGUACAAGGACGACUUCACGUCGGAGAGGGCCGACAGGGAGCGGGCGCAGAGCCGCAUCCACGAACUGGAGGAGCAGGUGGCCUUGCUGCAGCGCCAGGCAUCCUGGAGACAGGAUUCGCGCGAGCCAGCCUCCUGCCGGAUUCACACGGGGAGCAGAUCUCCCAGAUACUUAGAGACCGACGCUUCGGAGCCUGUGGCGGCCGGUGGCCGGAGGCCUGGGACGGGAUCCCAGUGGCUGGACCUCCCCGCAGAGGGCGGGUGCUCGGGAGUGACCCAGGGAGGCCAGGGGGACCUGCAGUGCCCCCACUGCCUGCAGUGCUUCAGCGACGAGCAGGGCGAGGAGCUCUUCAGGCACGUGGCCGAGUGCUGCCAGUGA